This is a messenger RNA of Colletotrichum abscissum, 1629 nucleotides long. RefSeq names its product carboxylesterase. NCBI's taxonomy places the organism in Eukaryota, Fungi, Ascomycota, Sordariomycetes, Glomerellales, Glomerellaceae. Bases 1 to 1629 code for a protein of 542 amino acids. The transcript is spliced from 4 exons. The record is from RefSeq and is a predicted model, not a curated record.
AUGGCGCCCAUCUCAGGAACCGUAGCGACGGUGAUCACGGCGUUGACGGCGGCCUUUAGGACCUCCGGCCCCGCUCUGCAGGCGCAGGCGGAGCAGAAUCACCUCCUGGCCGAGCUCGACUACGGCAACUUCCAGGGCGCCUACUCGGACCAGUAUAACAUCUCGUACUGGCAGAAGAUUCCCUACGCGGCGCCUCCCGUGGGCGAGAACCGGUUCCGUGGGCCGCAGCCCCCCGCGGCGGUGGAGGGUGUCGUGUAUGACUCUAGCCAGCCGUUUGAUAUGUGCCCUCAACGGACGGUCAACGGCUCCGAAGAUUGUCUGUACCUCGGCCUCUACUCCCGCCCCUGGACGCAAGACCAACCCCUGAAGCCCGUCGUCGUCACCUUUUACGGCGGCGGCUUCAUCCAGGGCUCGGCCUACUUCAGCAUCCCGCCCUCGGCCUACCCGAUCCUCAACGUCUCAAGCUCGUCCGACAUGAUGUUCAUCUACCCAAACUACCGCACAAACGCCUUUGGCCUCCUCCCCGGGAAGCAGAUCGCCGCGGACCCAAAGUCGGAUCUGAACCCGGGCCUGCUGGACCAGGAGGCCGUACUCAAGUGGACGAAAAAGUACGUCAAGCAGUUCGGCGGUGACCCGAACGACGUGACCAUCUGGGGCCAGUCUGCGGGCGGCGGCAGCGUGCUGGCGCAGGCCAUCGGCCGCGGGGGGCAGCAGAAGCUCUUCCGCAAGGCCAUGGCCAGCAGCCCGUUCUGGCCAAAGACGUACGCCUACGACAGCCCCGAGGCACAGGCUCUCUACGACGAGCUCGCCUCCCGUACGGGAUGCGCCGGCGCCGAGGAUAGCCUGGCCUGCCUGAAGAAGGCGGACGUGCAGACGAUCCGAGACGCCAGCCUCGCCAUCUCGAGCUCGCAUGUCACGAACACGUCGUCCUUCACGUGGUCACCUGUCAUUGACGGCGAGUUCCUCAGGGAGCCGCUCUCUGAGGCCGCCGCGGCGGGGCGGGUGAACAUGGACCUGGCGUUCGCGAUGCACAACACGCACGAGGGCGAGAAUUUCCUGCCCGGCGGGCUCCAGAGCGCGACGGACGUCGGGUCUCCGCCGUUCAACUCGAGCGAGGCCUCGUUUGACAAGUGGCUGAGGGGCUUCCUCCCUGGCUUUGGCGACUGCGAGAUUGAGGGCGUCAAGAGGCUGUAUCCUGCGGCUGGCACGACGGAGACGAUUUCGUAUAACACGACGUAUGUGCGGGCCGGACUCAUUUACCGGGACGUCGUUCUGUCGUGUCCGGCGUUUUGGUUUUCGGGCGCAGCGCCGAAGGGGGGUUGGUUGGGCGAAUACUCACUCAACCCGUCCAAACAUGCUAGCGAUACCGUCUGGUGGAAUCAGGUCAAUGCCGUGCAAAAGACGGACCCAGCACGCUACCAGGGCUAUGCCGGGGCGUUUGCGUCUUUCUUCCAAACGGGUGACCCGAAUGCGCUCAAACUGUCGGCAUCAACGGAAGCUGGUGUGCCGCCCCUCAAGGACAGCAAGGAAUGGGUCGUCAACCCUGAGGGGUUCGCGACUACUGACCUGGGGCAACUAGAGAAGAGAUGUGGAUUCUGGAAAAGGACGGCUGCGAAGAUACCCAUUUGA